This is a messenger RNA of Trichosporon asahii var. asahii CBS 2479, 1011 nucleotides long. RefSeq lists its product as uncharacterized. The transcript is spliced from 4 exons. Lineage: Eukaryota; Fungi; Basidiomycota; Tremellomycetes; Trichosporonales; Trichosporonaceae. The record is from RefSeq and is a predicted model, not a curated record. The coding region runs from base 1 to 1011 and encodes 336 amino acids.
AUGAGCGACUCCUUCAAACCCAACCUCGUCGGCUCGGAUGGCACCAAGGCCGGUGGUACCCCUCUGUCGACAUCCCAGUCCGGCCAGCCCGCUGGGCCUGAACCUCAGUCCGCGAACGCGCCCUCGACUAUCAAGAAAGAACCUACUUCCGUUGACGCUUCUUCCUUCCCCGUGGGAACUUCGACCUCCGCCGAGUCUUCCUCGAGCGAAGAAAAGCCGCUCCUCGUGGCAGCCGAUGUGACUACCCUGGCUCAGUUCGCGCUCCUGAGGGCCACCUAUAAAGAGAUCGAAGCUGCCAAGCGGGCCGCUCAUGCUAAAGAAGCGGCGGAAAGGGAGGCCCGCAUGGCUCAGCCCGGAUGGACCAGGAAGGAUGAAGCCAGGUUCGGGAUACGCCAAGGCGAGAGGGAGUCCAGCAAGCUGUUCUCAAAGCUUUGGGCAUUGGGGCUUCCCCAACCAGAGCCUCUUCAGUGGGCCCUGCUUGAGCUGUCCGCCGACUUCAAGAGCGCCCACGCCGGCGAUAACCAGCUGGCCAAGUUCAAGGUCGCCAAAGGGCGCGAGUGGUUUGACGACCAUCGUGACCUCAUCACUCGUAUCGAGGUUUACAUUCUCAUGCGCUUCGGUGCAUCGAAGAAGGUCAACGAGGACGGCAUUGCGUCGUACAUGUCGAUCGAGUCCGUUCACAACCUCUGGAUCAUGUGUCGUCACCUUCGCAUCAUGUUGAAGUACAAGCUCAAGGAGCGCAAGUCUCUCACACUCCCUGGUAUCAGUGACAUCCCCUUCUGGUCAGACUUCUGGUACCGCUUCCCUAAGUCUCUCCGCGAUCUCUGCCAGUUCGACCUUAGCUCGAACGUCAGCGGUGGCGAGAGUAGCACUGCAAACGUCGACGAUGGCGCCCUCGUGAUGACUGUCGGUCUCGGCGCGCCGUUCCUGCGCUGGGAGCCGGACAAGAGCAGCCCGGAGCCCUCACACGCAGACGUAUUCGAGGCUCUUGCAGCCGCUGAGGAUGCCUAG